CUGCCGGUGGCGAAGUCUCCUUAGUUUUCAAUCGCGCACCGUAGUUUGCACCGAAACGCUUGUUGCUUCUGUGUUUUAGUAGUUUUCUUUUGCAUCGAAAAAAAAGUACUAGUACGCGCCAUCGGCGUGAUUCUGUGUGUUUGUGUUGUUCAUCUGCAAAGCUUCUGCGCCUCUGCGACAGCACUGUGCCUUUGCGGUGACUUUGAGACAGCAUUCUCGAAGCAGGAGAUCGGGUAAAGCAGCGCCGUUGGAAGUGUUUUGUGUCUGUCGUCUGCUUGAAUGGAUGCAGACGACGGUUGUGUGGGUGCCCUUCUGGUGUGCUUCCGCUGGUUUCAAUCGGUCUAAUUUCGUGUAAGGAUUCAUAAACAAGGCGCAUCGAUGUCGAGGAGGUCCGUUUCGUAUCAACGGCCAAGCAGCGGUGGAGGCUACGGAAGCAACUACAGUGGAUCGCCAAGAAACUCUCUCUAUGGAGCGAGUCCCACGUACAGCGGCCGUUACGGCUCCUCCGCGACGGGCCUGACACCGAGCCUCAACCUGUACUCCUCCAGUUACAAACCUUCCUCGGGAUACACGUCCGACUAUGGCAAGAGUGGCUACGGGUCUGACUACGGUCACAGCCGACCACUAUCCGGAGGCUACGGCUCCGACUACGGCAGAUCUGCUGGUUACACGUCCGAUUACGGAGCCAACAAAAACGCCGGCUACAUAUCAGACUACGGACGAAGUGGCCACACCUCUGACUAUGGCAGAGGAAGUGGUGGAUACACUUCGGACUACGCUAGGGAGCAUACGACGCCUUCCUACGGUAGGCAAGGCAGCUUCUCGUACCAAGCUCCCACAACGGGAUAUGCAUCGUACUCUAGGAGUAUGAGCCGGGACGAGGGUUCAUCUUUCAGAAGACCAAGCACCGGAAGCGUGGCGAACGCUGUCAAGAUGUUCGCCAGCCUUCCACGGCAAGACAACGCAACGAAGCCGCCGGUCGGCCGCUCCAUGUCCGUGUACGUCAGAAGCACGAGUAGGGAAGAUAGACCACCGUUAUACAGACAGCCCUCUAGAGAGACUUCUAGGAGUGUGCGGAGCAGUCGUCAGAAGACGCCGAGUCCGCCAAAGACCGCUGCCCCUCUCACCAGGUCGGAGUCCAAGGGACGCGGAGGUCUGGCCCCCGCAGAUUUUACGUCAGAUGAAGACUCGGAAGAAGAGGAAACAGAAACGGAUGAAGACGAAUACGUGAUUUGUAGAGCUACGUCACCGUUCCAAGAAAAGAGUACGGCUCCGCCAGGAGCGCAAGCGUCGAUAUCGUGUACCGUGAAAAUGCCAAAACCGAUUACCAGGCAGGAGACGGUCGCGAAACGAUCCUUCGCGCAGCAGGUCAGGUCCGCGGACUUGGAAGCCCCAACUAAGUUUAACAGUCCUCGCAGGCCAACGUCGCUGGGAUCCGCCAUUCCGAGGACGUCUUCAAGAACGGCGGCAAGUCCGACGUCGACGAGGUCCCGUAGUCUUACCGGAAGUCCUUCGACGCCUAGAUUGUUCCGAUCUCCGUCGAACUCGAAGAUACCCAUUCUAAACAGGUCCAACAGGUCCAGCAUCAACAAGUCAUCUCCCAGCCCCACACGUAGUUUACCAUCCGAUCAUAGAAUUUCACCAUCUUCUAGACGAAGUCCGCCGUCUUGUGCGUCACUGAAGACAUCCCCUCAGACUUUGAGGCGAGAACUCGUCCCCGCACAGAACGACAUGUCGGCGGAUGCAACGAACGAAGUCGUGAACAAGGACUUCCGCAAAUCUGUUCUCAACAUGAACCUAGACGAGAAGACGCUGGAAGAGUACCUAAGGCGGCAAGAGGAAGAAAGAAGACGACACGGAGGUCAGGAAGGAGACGUCAGGGCGGAUGAGGAAGAGGCCACGACGACGUCUUCAGAGACCACAUCUGAGGAGAAGCCGCUUUCAAGGUCGGCGUCCAAAGUUAUGCGGACCAGUUCAAAAACGAAACUGGUAGAGGGUGACGUAAGAAGGAGUAACUCCAGGACAAUCGUAACGCGAAGUCCGUCACAGAACAGGCUCUUCAAGAAGGGCAGUAGGGACAACAUGUUGGCAGGCGGGAACAGUUCGGACAGAAUUUACGAGCGUUCCAGGAAUGGCUCCGCUGCGAAUGUGAUAGAUGGGACGACGACAGCGACCUCGGACGAGGAGGAUGACAGCUGCAGGCAAAGGUUGCGACUUCGGAGACGACGCAAGGGGUCGAAAGACGACGUCUUAGAGGGCGAACGAAGUCCUCGAGGACGCGGUUCCAAGGAACGCGUCUUAGACGGGCCAUUUACGGUCGCACCUUCCCCGCGUUCGUCGAGCACCAAUAUCCCAUCCGUGGUGCUCGCCAAGGAAAGGUCCGAGUAUGAGCGACAGGACUCUUCCAGCAGUUGUAUGACUUCGUCGUCUUCCGACGCUGGCGAGAACGACGCAGUUGCUCCACCCGAGGUCAAGAUUACGGCGCACACAAGCGGCGAAGAAGGCGAACGAGGUGACGAUGAGACCAGCGAAGAAGAAACGAGUGAGGAAGAAGAAACAGACGAGGAUGAAGUAGCUAGCCUUGCCGUUACUCCUGUUCCCUUGGUGAGCAGCACGGAAGACAUAAAGGCAGUUCAGGCAGUCGAGGUCCCUAUUGAGAUUUGCGCGGACGAAGCUGAAGCAGAAAGCGAGGUCGAAGAAAAGAAGAACGAAAGCUCUUCGGAACAAUUGCAGUCUGAACAAGAAGAAAGCACUUCUGUAACGACAGACGAAGACCAUGAGAAGAUCGUGUCAAGGACAGGAGGCCAGGAGAAAGUUGUAUCGGAGACAGACGAAGAGGAGAAACAGUCAGCGCUGUCCACUGAAGAGGAAGUGUCAUCGGAAGCAGAAUCAGAAGAAGAAGUGAAGGGUGAAGACGAUGAAAUGGAAGGAAGAUGCAGUACUGCUAUCCAGCUAGACGAAUGUGUUACAGAGAGUGGUGAGAUUGCUGCUAAGAAUUUAGACGCCGAAGACAAUGUGGAGAAGGAGGUAGUAAGUGAGGGCGAACUGCGAUCUGCUUCCGAUGAGGACGAAGAGGAAGCGUCUAAAGAAAUCGAGGAAGGGAUGAUCGAGGGAGAAACUAAGGAAAUAUGUGACGCGACAAGUGACAGCGAGGAAGAAGAAAUACAAGUAUCGCAAAAACCUCCGACGUACGAGAAGACAUCUAGCGAGGAAGUGAGCUCCAGUGAUGAGGAAGACGAGGAAGAUGAGAAGAAGGAUCAGAAGGAUGCUUCCGCUCCGGUCACUCCAGAAGUGACGGCUGAAGCGUUACCAUUUGCGCAAAUGCUCAGUAAAACAGGCUCACAGACAUCCUUCUUACAGGGUGCCAAAAUAACCCCUGUGCAGACCCCCGUCGUCAGUCCGUCGCCACCUGUGUCUGGACUGACCUGUAGCCCAACUCUCUUAAUUCGCGCAGUUACGCCCAGCACACCUCCUGUCGCAUCGCCACCUGUUUUCACAACUGAUGCAAGUUCUACGCUUCUUAGCCCGUCUCCAGGGCUUUCCCCUUCAUAUAACCGUACAGCUAUGCCCUACAUUCGGCAACAGUCUAGUCAAGACAGUAUCGAACACGACGAGCGUGAUAGCACCGUUGCCGCAGAACCCUGUUCAUUAUCGCCAUCAAGUCAUCCCAUCAGCAGCUCAGUCAACAGAAUCGCGUCUCAGUUCGGAGGUGCUGCCACUACAACUGUCCAUGAAGCAACUAGGCCAAAGCCACCGUCCGUGCUGAACCUCACGCACACCACACUCUCACCAGCGCCGACGGAUACAGCACGUAGGAGUCCAGACACUAAGCAGUCGACGAGCCCAGUAAGACCAGCUCCUAUGACUGCAGAAGCAUUCUUAGACGCCUACAAAAAGAGUAGGGCUAUUCCGGUAUCCCCCGUAGCAACGCCUACUUCCACACUCUGGUCGCCACCUGGCAUUCCGGCAGGCGAGAAAUCAUGGUCCCUGAAAAGUCCAGAAAAAGAAACUGCUGCACUCAAUAAAUGUCCUAGCUAUACAGAGAAAGCCCAAGAAAGGGCCUCUCAGCCGUCCAUCACGACCCGAACUACCAGAGGCUGGUCUCCACCGAGCGUUCUUGCAGGCGAGAAGUCACGGAACGCCAGAAGCCCCGAAAAAGAAACUGUUCAACUCCACAAAAGCCCUAGUCAUACAGAAAAACCUCAAGCAGCAGUUUCUACGUCUUUGUUGUCACCACUUACGGUGUCGACAUCGCCGCCGUACGCUCACCCUCCGAGUCCUAAGCCACUCGUUCGUCACACUACGCCUGAGCCAGCAUCGAAGGUUGACAGCACGCCUGCAAAGAGCGCGGAAGCAAUUCUAAGCGAGUACAAAAAAUCGCAGCUGCUCCUUGCGUCGUCACCAGUGGCAGCUCCACAGCCGACUACUCCAGGUCGGGAAGCAGGCAGGCAAAAAAGUCCCGAGAAACCUUCACCUGAUACAACGCAACAGACAGCAGGCAGUGGAUUCGGAUAUAGACGAUUCAGAGUCCCUCCUGUUGGUUCAUCUUCAUACACAAGACCAACAAGUCCGGUACGUUCCAGGCAAAGACCUCAGGACACAUGCACGACCGCAGCGGCUGAAGCCAAAGAUGUUAAACCGGAAGGUUAUCGACGUUCCCGUGUCGCUCAGCCAGAAUCAUCACCCAGUCCAACAGCGACACGCAGUCUUGCGAAAAGUCCCGAACGUAACGUUGUUCCAAGAUCCCGGACAGCAGCGGCAACGCAGAUAUUUACCGGAACUUUGCCUCACGAGAACAAGCAGACAACACCUGUCACUCCGUUCUCUGGUUCAGUUCGCAGUCGGCAGAGACCCGCUGAAGCAGCACCGGUUUCGCCUGGUGUGCCAGCCCCUACGGAACAGAAGCCGCAGGUACCUGAAACCGCACCGUCCACGAGCUCUUACAGCCGAUUUAGACGUAGAGAACCGGAAAAGCCAGCUACCACGACGGCACCUGCUGUCAGCGCACCACAACAAGCAGCGAAGGUGGCUCCUGCUGCACAAUGCAGCCAAGCGCAGAAGUCGCAGAUACCUGGCAGCCAAAAUAGUACCGUAGCUCAGACCACUCCACCACAGAAACCACCAGAACCAACAAUUAAUACCGCGACGCGGCAGAAGACUGCGGAAGAUUUCCUAAAGGACUACAAACAGUCGAGAGACGCCCUUAGCAAGAGUGAUUCUUACAGCCACAUUAAGAGUCCAUCAGUACUAGCGGCACAGAAGAAUUUCCUGGGCAGUGAUACGGCGCCACUUUCGGCAGCUCCUAAAACCCAACCUACCGUUGUGACGCCAAAGCCUCCAGAGCCCCACAAGAAACCGCAAGACCCUGUACCACUCGUUCAACUCACUGUGCUUCCUGCACAGGCACCGAAGACUGCCGCCAUUCCCCCGGCUCUCAUACCAGCACCUACACCACGUACCGUCCCAACUCAGGAAGCUAAAACACCUACCUACAGACAGGCCUCUAAACCGUCGCCGCCAUCGGCUCCACAACCUCUCAAAACCACAGUACCCACACCAGUGCCCCCGACAAGAACAACACCUCAGGCAAGACCCUACGGACCGGGUGUCUCACCUGUACCGACAGUACCUAAGCCGACCAUCCCGCCUGUGCGUAAACCAGAGGAACAGAAGCGUGCCAGUACACUGCCUAGAUCCACAGGAGCACGUGCAAGAACAGCGACGCCAAGCGGUUCGACUACGUUACCUAGACAACCAAAGAAGCAACAAACGAAGUUCAUUGGUACCUGCAAGGAUAUUGACUCUUUCUUAGAAUACGGCGACGAACCCGAAACCUUCGAAGAAUUCGAAGAUAAGUUCGAAAAAGCAACGGCGACUCCAGAACCGAAGCUCUUCAUUGGGAAGUUUAAAGAUAUCGACGAUAUGCUGGGAGCGCCGACCAUGGAAGUGGGAAAGAUAAGCGCUAGCAUUAAGGCAAAGUUCGAGAGGGACCCCAGGAGAAGAGGCGAGAGUGAAAGUGAAAGUGAUACGGACGAUUCUCUGGAAGAGGUCACUGUCAACGCGGUAAAGGUACACGAGUCUAGACAACCGAUGAGGCCACAGUGGAGACCGCAGGAGAUUGAUGCCAGUGCAGUGAGGAUAAGGCAGCCCAACAUGAUGCAAGGACAGAUAACCAGGCGGCCCAGGCAAAAGCUGGAUGACUGCACACUACAGCUGUACAAGUUCAGCGACGCCGAGGGGGAUUAUGGGACGUACUUGGACCUCGAAUCGACCAUCGACGAGCAGAAUGACGACUUCGAAGGAUUCCUCGACAAUCGCAAGAAUGCUGUCCUUCUUCGAACGCAGCUCUCUGUUCGGGUCCAUGCCAUCAUCGAGAAACUGCUCAAUUCCACGGGACGGGAGCUGAGAAGGGCCCUGUUCUCGUUGAAGCAAAUAUUCCAGGAUGACAAGGACCUGGUUCAUGAGUUUGUGCAGAACGAUGGCCUGGCUUGCCUCAUCAAGGUGGGGUCGGAGGCCGACCAGAAUUACCAAAACUACAUCCUCAGAGCUCUCGGUCAAGUCAUGUUGUAUGUAGAUGGCAUGAAUGGCGUGAUUGAGCACAGCGAGACGAUACAGUGGCUCUAUUCGCUCAUUGCGUCCAAGUACCGGCUAGUGGUGAAGACAGCGUUGAAGUUAUUGUUAGUGUUUGUAGAGUACACAGAGACAAACAGUGCCCUGCUCAUGAGUGCUGUCAAUGCUGUCGACAGUGAACGAGGCACUAAGCCCUGGUCCAAUAUAAUGACACUUCUGAACGAAAGGGAUUCAGCCGAUAUGGAACUUCUAGUCUACUCAAUGACGCUUAUGAAUAAGACGUUAAAUGGAAUUCCGGACCAGGACACAUAUUACGACAUUGUGGACUCUCUGGAAGAGCAGGGCAUGGAGCGUCUCAUCCAGCACUACAUGUCCAAGCAAGGCACAGAUUUGGAUCUUCUUCAGCAGUUCAAGAUAUAUGAGGCUGUGUUGAAACACGAGGAUGGAGAUGGAGAUGGAAAACCAUUACCAAUGGACAUUAGGGUUAGUAGACAAGUUCCUAGAAGUCGCAAGCUGAGCAGUGACGAAAACGAGAGGAGAAAGAGCAGACGACACUCACUGGGCAACCUGGUGCCCAGCACGACGUCCUUCAAGCCCAGAACCUCACCGCUGGCGAAGACGCCGGAAAACACAACCCAAGUCAGCACGCCUUCUCCACAGUGGAGGAGAAGGGAUGUCAACCAAAAUGAAGAAUCCCUGAAGAACGCCAACCACCAAAAGAACCACAUCCCGCUUAACGACGAAGAGCCAGAAAUUGACGACGUGGUGAAUGGCAUCACGCCGGCGUUGAGGCGGAGGCGAGAACGGGAUGCCAGGAACAGGUGUCUCAUCAAGGAGCAGGAGGAGAACAACAGGGACAUCAUCAACGUCCCUGAGACGCCCGUCAACCGGGUCAGCCAUGUUGCCGAAAAUCACGUGCAGCACGGUGAGAACCAACGUAGAUCAUGUCCUUCCUUAAUCGAGCGCACCAGGUCCCGGUUUGAAAGUCGUAUCGAAGAUGAGAACCAAAAGAACCAGCAACUGUCUCAGCAAAUGCAGAACAAGGCGCAGCAGCAGCAGCAGCAGGUUUCCACUGCAGCACAGCAGCGGCAGAGGCCCACUAGCUUACACAUAGAACAGCACAAGCCACCGCCAUUCCCAUCUCCAACUGUGCCCAAGGUGGACCAGGUUCCAAACAAGUCUCCGCAGCCAUACGUCAGUCCCCUGCAGCCAAACAGGGCAGACCCCAACAAGAAGUCAUGGAUGUUGUCAAUGAUGUAUGGAAAGAAUCAAGAGGAAGAAAACUCCAGGGAAGAGGAAGUGGUUCAUCCACCGCAACAGAUGAAACGCGAAACCGUGCGGGAGGUGCAGGGGCGCAUGUUCAACCGCAACGCGGAGCCUCCCCUCCGCUCCCCGACCUCUGAGCCCAUCACUGACACCAGCGGCAUCGUCAGUCGAGCCAAGGAAGGGCUGGCCGCCUCGCGGGUUCCUCGCACCGACCUCCGCGCCCUCAUCCCUCAGUCUUCCUCCGCCUCCAUCCCGGACUUGCUCUGGAAGUCCGACAACGACCUCCAGUGGGAGCAGCUGGUCAAGUCCAUCCGGAGACCCCUCCUCAUUAACGACCUCGACUUCACGGACCUGCGCGACGACGACGAUGCGGACAUCCUGGCAACACAGCCCCUGACAAACGGCGCCCCUCCGCCGUUCGGAUGUCCUCCGCCCCCGCCGCCCCACAUCAACGGACCUCCUCCACCUCCUCCGUUCAUGAACGGCCCCCCGCCGCCACCACCGCCCAUGAGUGGUCCUCCUCCGCCCCCACCUCCAAUGGGGGGCAGGGGGCCCAUGAUGAACGGGGGGCCGCCUCAGCCACCGUGGAUGCAGAGGCAACAGGCCCAACAGGCGCCGGUGCAAAACACGAUAGCGAAAAAUAAGAAGACCGUGAAGCUGUUCUGGAAGGAGGUCCGGGUCGACCCGAACAUAGUGUCGAAGACGCCGAAGAAGAAGACCAUUUGGGACGAGCUGGGACGUGUCCCAGUGGAUACGCAGAAGUUGGAGCAUCUCUUUGAGAACAGGGCAAAGGAAGUGCUCAACAGGAAAAACCAGGAAGGAAAGAAGACGGAGAUAAUUGUGUUGGAUGCCAAGCGUUCCAAUGCCAUCAACAUCGGCAUGACCAAGUUGCCUCCUCCGCGUACAAUCAAGACGGCCAUCCUCAAGAUGGACAGCACCAUCAUGAGCAAAGAAGGAAUAGAGAAAAUUCUGACGACUAUGAUGCCCAGUGAAGACGAAAAGAACAAGAUAAUGGAAGCGCAGAUGGCAAAUCCUGACAUUCCGCUGGGCAAUGCGGAACAGUUCCUUCUCACCCUGGCCUCCAUCACAGAGUUGGAGGCUCGACUCAGGUUGUGGGCGUUCCGACUGGACUAUGACGUCAUGGAGAAGGAGGUAGCAGAGCCUCUGAUGGACCUGAAGCAAGCCAUCGUAGAAAUUGAAGGCAACCGGACCUUUCGCAUCGUCCUUGCUACGCUCCUCUCCAUUGGAAACUUCCUCAACGGUGCUGAGGUAAAGGGUUUCCAGAUCGAUUACCUGUCCAAGGUUCCCGAAGUGAAAGACACGGUGCACAAGCAUUCCUUGCUACACCACGUCUGCCACAUGGUCAUGGAGAAAGAUCCAAACACAACCGAUCUCUACUCUGAAAUUGGAGCUGUCACCAGGAGUUCCAAGGUUGACUAUGACGAAGUAGCCAAGAACCUGGGAAAGAUGGAAAGUGAUUGCAAGGCUUCCUGGGAGCACCUCAAGGUUAUUGCCAAGCACGAUGGCUCCGCCAUGAAAGUCAAGCUUUCAGAAUUCCUAGCAGACUCUGCAGAAAGGAUAGUCGUCCUAGGUAUUAUUCACAGGAGGGUCAUGAACAGGUUCCAGAAGCUGCUGGUGUACCUUGGCUGCCCGACCCACGCCAUCAAAGAGACCAAAGUGCAGCAGGUGUGCAAGACCAUCAGUGAGUUUGCCCUUGAGUACCGCACCACGCGGGAACGUGUCCAGCAGCAGCUCGAGAAGAAGGCCAAUCACAGGGAACGGAACAAGACGCGUGGGAAGAUGAUCACAGAUACCGACAAGUUCCGUGUGACCAAAGAACAACAGGCUGACCAAGAGUUGCGCCAGCUGCUUGGAAACUCCUCCGAUCUGGACGACUCCAAGGGCAGCAAGUGGGGCACCAUCCCUGGGAUGAGGGUCAGGCCUAGGGUACCCGCUGGUCCCGGUGGAACCCUCGGUCGACACUCAACACCUAACCGCGACGACAACAUGACGGAUGCGGAUGACGAAAUCCUCGAGAGCCUCGUGAAGACAGCGACGGCGAAGCCAGGCCAGAACGAACCGCGCUUGCGUAAGAAGGCACGUUACGGCGACCGAAAGUCUUUGCGCCGUACCCUCAAGAGUGGACUGGACCUGUCGGAAGAGGAGCGUCGAUUCUUGACGGCAAUGUCCUCGUAGUCAGCUGCAAGUCACAGGAUCGAGUCUUUCAUCGGAAAUGUCUGUUGUGUCACAUGACAUGCACACUUAGGACGGUUGUUUUUUUAAAUGAGACGGUGUUUCCCGCACUCACUCCUAGCUGUGACAUAUCGGUGCUACAUAUUUACUAGCUGACACCUUCUUCAAAUUUAGAUAGUAAUUCAAAUUAAAGGGCCACUAAGGUGAAGAAAUUUCUCAGUGCGGAAUCAAAGGUGCCUUUACUCUGACUCGAGCGGGAAGAGAAUUCAUUGCGUUGUUUGUGAUUCGUUUAUUUUUAUUUUAUUUUUAUUUUUAUUUCGUAAUACUGCUGACUCUUCUAGGAGCCGUAGCAAGAGCAGGUAUAUGACAACAGUAUGUUUUGUGCAUAAAGAGACACAUGCUACUAAUUCCACUACAAUCUACCUGUGUGAAUUCGACAACAUACAGCAGCAACUAUGAGUGAAAGAAAGCGCAAUUUACGCUUUCCUCAGAUUGACCUCCUCAAAGUGACCUCCAGCGACGAUUUGCACAAAUUGUUUGAGAAGGAGAGUCUAAAUAACCAUUUAUUUCACUCAUAAAUCACAAACGACACAACUUAUGAAUCCCUUUCCCUCUGUAGUGGUGUCAGAGUAGAGUCAUAUUUCGCUCUGCAAGUUCGAAUUUUUGCGCUUCAGUGCCCCUUUAAACGCGACUGCACCGUCAGUCUUUUAACUGUCGUUGUAACUUCAAGGUAAUAGCCCGGUCACUAUCUGCAGAGCUUCCUGGGAGUCUAGGACAGCUUGGGGUCUAUGUGGGUCUAUGUGAAUCCGUGAGAUAGACCGAAUCGUGUCACAGCUAGUUCAGUGCAGGUGUUUCUUUCUCCCUCUCUCUCUCUCAACAGCAUGUGGUAUGACAUUCUUACGUUACGUUACUGUUCCUAUGUCCCUUACUGUUACGUUUACUUUUCUUAUGUCUUUUACUUUUGCGUUUACUUUUCCUACGUCCUUCUCACGGGAUCUCAUCCAUCGAGCAGGCACCAAGUGCUGAAUCUUCAGAUAUUUGAUUAUGUUUUGCUGUUUUUUUUUUCCUAAAAAUUAGUGUCUCUGAUUGGAAAGUUUACUUUUUUUUACGUAGACACAUGGCUGCAAAAGUGAAACUAAUAGAUCUGUGACGAGUUUUUUUCUAUGAGCACGCAAAUCAUUACCUUCAUGAUGCCUCGAACCACGACUGAGACUGCUGUAAUGUGACUUUGUGGUUUUGAAACUUCUGUGAAAAAAAAAAAAAGCUUCUGUGUUCUUGUGAAAAAAUCUGUGGGAAAGGCUAUGCCAUUUCAGAAUACUUUGAUUCUAUGGGUUAUUCUGGUUUACUCUUGGAAACGUGAGCAGCCAGGUGCACUACAAUGUAAUUUUCUCGUUCAUGAUAUAUGUUCUCUUGUGUUGCACAUUUCAUUUACAUGCAACACACCGCAUGAUCACAAUUGUAGUGGUGUGCAGAUGUGUGUGUGUGAACUAGUAAUAUUGAACAAGUAAAACAAGAAACAAAGACCUGUGUUAGUUCUCAGCAGAAUUUUCUGUUGGGCCAAAAAUGUUACAUGUGCGGCAUUUUCGUUUAACUUUUUAACGUUCAAAAUUGGCUUGUACUCUGUGCAUUUUGCUGUUGACGCACAUACUUUUUUCUGCCUCAGUCGCUUUUCUUUUUCCUUUCUCUUUUCUUUUUUUUUUUUGGAAGUUUUUACCAGUGCUGUUGUUUGUAAAUAUAUUGUAAAGUGGUGAAAUGUCUCCUCUACACACCCUUUUUUUUGAAUUUUUUUUCUCCUUGCCAUUAUUGAAACAAAAAAGAGAAAGAUGUUCAAAGCCAAACGGUGCCUAAAUGCUUGCGACGGACAAUUUAGAAAUACGUAUGCAAAGAGCUCGGUGUGUCCGCACAGAGACAAUGUCAACGACGUUCUUUCAAAACCGUUUGCUCGUAAAGUCGUACCUUAGAUAUAUGGCUGGCCACAUUUAGGGCCUCGGCAGCACAGAAAUACUUUUUUCUACAACCCUGUCAACAGCCACCGUAACGGAGAUAGAUAAAUACACGCACGAUAUAAAAAUACGUUUUUGGGGUAAUGUAUGGACUUUGAUACAGCAUCUUUGAAGUGUUCAGUGUUAAAAUUUAGAUGUGACAUUAAAAACAAAAUUAUGUCCCAUCUAUUGAUUGCCAUUUUUAUGGUGCCCAUGAACAGCAGUUGCCUAGGCGAUGGUGCACCCCAAAUCUGUAGCUGCUGCUGUAGCCUCAUGUGAUUUCGUGGACGACACACUCUUUCCUGCAGAAAUCCUGUCGUUGACUUCUCAGUGCGUUUCUAAACUGACGUGGCUGCAUCCGGACCCCAAAGUUCGCCAGGGGUUGUCGGACGGAUUUCUUAAGGUGCUGGCCACUUUUGUUUUGCUCAAGAUAACCUCUACUAAGAGCUUUCCCCCUCUCUCUCUCAAUUUUUUUUUUUCAUCAAGGAUUGUUAUCUCUGUGCGGACACACAAUGGGCAGAGUGAGAGAUAUUAUUUAUUGUGCUGCUCUAGGGUUUUUUUUAUUCCGUCUUUUGUUUUUCUUGUCUCGUGAUAAUCUCUGCAUGACUUGCAAACCCGAGAAGAAAAAAAAUCUCGAAUAGAUUGUCCUGCUUUCUGGAAUCGAGGACAAGAUGCUUUUCUGUCCGCUACUUAUCGGACAUCUCGUAGUCACACCUGAACUGCUACAUCCGGAUUCUGCGUUUAUUACCUUAUUUACUUGCGUGACUAACUCACCCACUUUGGGGUGCUCAAAUGUUGGUAAUUCCCCCUCCCCUCCCUUUCUGUAUUUAAAUGCAGGGGCACGUAACACAUUGAUCGCGGGGGUGCAAGAAAACUUGGUAACGUCAAACAGCGACGAGACAAAAAAAAAAUUGAAAGUUAUUGGCUGGUAUGUGGGUGG
This is a messenger RNA of Ornithodoros turicata, 12951 nucleotides long. RefSeq names its product mucin-12-like. Lineage: Eukaryota; Metazoa; Arthropoda; Arachnida; Ixodida; Argasidae. Gene Ontology annotation, molecular function: actin filament binding. Gene Ontology annotation, cellular component: cytoskeleton; cytoplasm. The transcript is spliced from 30 exons. Gene Ontology annotation, biological process: cortical actin cytoskeleton organization. The record is from RefSeq and is a predicted model, not a curated record. Bases 379 to 10032 code for a protein of 3217 amino acids.